UUCAGGACGCAGGGCUGGCCCUCUGAAACAGAAACCUCCCGGAGUUCGUUCACUCACCUACAGUUCGGCAGCAACCACAGCCGGUUCACACAGCCAGAGUUCAACAGGAUCCACCUAUGUCUGUACGUGCUACAAGGAGGAAAACAGUUUUAAGGGAGAACUGUUCGGAGGAAAAUGAUGGCGGUGUGAAGAGGAGAAAACAGCGUAGGACGACUGGGAGAAGAGCGAGACAGAGGACUAAAAAGUCAGGCAUGGGAACAGGUACCUCACAAGAAGAGGGUCUGAUUGAUGCCCCCAGUCAAGACUGUACCGUUUCACAGGAGCCAAAUGUCCUCUUCAAGGAGCCAGAUGUCAUUGUGAAGUGCCCGGACUGCUCCUCCUCACUGAAGCCCAUAACAAAUGCGUCUGGACUUGUCACACCUCUGCUCCUGUGCCUACGGUGUCCAGGGGCCCGUCUGCUGUGUGGCCACUGCCUGUACCCGUGCACAGCGAACGGCGGUGUCGCUGCCUGUACCAACAAGUCCUGCCAGCUCGUUGCCACACUGCUCACAUGUGAGCUAGUGAUGGACCCUGAGAGCAAGGUGUCCGGAUGCCCUCUGUUCCGUGCCUGUCCCAAGUGUCACAAUCUCAUGAUGCAUGAGAAAGGGUGCAAGUAUGUGACAUGCAAACACUGCAAACACAGAUACUGCUUCAUGUGCCUGUGCGACAGUGCAGAGUGCAUGAAAGACAGGGGUAUGUACUUCCUCCUGCACUGCUCCCAACCCAGAGCUGGCAGGCAGAGGUUCCACACAUGAGCAGCUGUGUACACAGCCUCUCAGCAGCAGAGCCAGCCACUCUGAGCCCAUCAAUUACUGGACGUGACUGCACGCAUGUAAUCGUUUCAUUAGAGGGACCACAUCACUCUAUGAUUUGGGCAACUAACCGCUGGAUGAAAAACACAAUGCACUGAGGUGUUCUUGUUUUUAAAGACAGGAACUAAAACUGCACAUCCGAACAUUACUAGCGAUGUGCUUCAUUACAUAGUUAUAA
Electrophorus electricus (electric eel) is the source of this 1029-nucleotide messenger RNA. RefSeq lists its product as uncharacterized. Lineage: Eukaryota; Metazoa; Chordata; Actinopteri; Gymnotiformes; Gymnotidae. The record is from RefSeq and is a predicted model, not a curated record.